UCUCUCUCUCUGCAAAGCCCUGCUAUUUAUAGUAUCAGCUGUUGCAAUAUAAAGAAUUGUAAGCCUGAGUGUACAUUUCACAGUCGGGAGGGAGCGAGAGAGAGAGAGCGACUUAGAGAGAGAGAGAGAGAGAGUGGGUGAGCGAGUGAGUGACAGAGAGAGAGAGAGAGGCGACGGCGGCGGACCCUCCUGCUUCCCACAAGCUGCUCUGCUCUUCCCUGCUCUGGACGCGCGCCCCUUCUCGCACUUCAACAAAAACAGUCGCCGCGAUCAUCUGUUCAGUUAUGAGGAAGGCGGCUUACAGCUGGACGCCGGAUACUCGUUUCCCAGCCUCGCACAUUUCGGUGUAAAGAAGCCAUGGCCACCAGCGCAGUUCCAAGUGAAAACCUCCCAACCUACAAGCUAGUAGUAGUGGGAGAUGGCGGAGUUGGGAAAAGCGCCCUUACCAUCCAGUUUUUCCAGAAAAUCUUUGUUCCCGACUAUGACCCCACGAUAGAGGACUCCUACUUGAAACACACCGAAAUCGACGGCCAGUGGGCCAUCCUCGACGUUCUGGACACUGCUGGCCAAGAGGAGUUCAGUGCGAUGAGAGAGCAGUAUAUGAGAACCGGUGAUGGAUUCCUCAUCGUGUACUCGGUGACGGACAAAGCCAGCUUUGAGCACGUUGACCGCUUUCAUCAGCUCAUUCUGAGAGUUAAGGACAGGGAAUCUUUUCCAAUGAUCCUCGUGGCGAACAAAGUAGACCUGAUGCACUUACGGAAAGUUUCAAGUGAACAGGGCAAAGAAAUGGCAGCUAAAUACAACAUUCCUUACAUAGAAACAAGUGCCAAGGACCCACCGCUUAAUGUGGACAAAGCAUUUUACGACCUCGUACGGGUAAUUAGGCAACAGAUACCAGAAAAGAGCCAAAAAAAGAAAAAGAAGACCAAGUGGCGCGGAGACAGGACGACGGGCUCGCACAAACCGCACUGCGUCAUCUUGUGACAGACCUCCGCGGGAUGGAAGGUGAUGGACACCCGUGAACAAAGGAGACAACGCGGGCUGGGUAGGACCCCCGCCGUUGUGAUGUGUUUUUAUUAAGGUUUAUUCCUGGCGACUGCUCCCCCCCAGGAGACGCAAGAGUCUCUGCCCUCAAAAGACAGACGGAAUGGAGCAACGUGAAGGAGACCCUUAAAGAACGUUAAAAAAAAAACAAAAGAAAAAUGGCGUCUUGAGCUCCGGUGACCUCUAAUGGGCCUUUCUAAAGAUGAAGGACCACCCUCGGCGUGGCUGCUGAAACUCCUCACCGUAUCCAUAUGCCUUUUCCACAGUUGCUCCUACUGGAGCUCCACAGCUGUUUGUAAGCGGUGGUCAGACACUCUUGACCAAGAAACGGGGUCCGGGGGGACUUUAUGUCAAAUGAAUGCUGACUUUUUCCACGCCCAUAUUGGGGUGGUCCAUUCAAUGAGGUGAACCAUUUGUGAAGAAGGUUCAAGAGGAUGGAUGACCCUCGGUCUGUUGAUCCUCACUUACUCCGCAGUUUUGCAAUUAGCCGGCCAGCGUCUUCAUCGUCAUGGAACACGUAAUGACAUUAACCGCUGGUGGAGUCUUCUUCAGGGAUGUUCAUAAAGAAGGACAGCAGCCCACAAUGCCAACACGCCACCAUGGCAGGAAGGUGACUUGUGCUAUUCCACUAAGGGGAUCAAUCACUUCUUCCACAUUCACUUUGUCCUUUAUUCAUUCUUUGGAGGGGUCCGCACUCCCACACAAUGGCCCCUCACAUUUCCGCAUUUGCAUCCUCCAUCUCUUCAUUGUGGUGGCAUACGAGCAACUAAGUCUGCCCUCUUCCUCCUCAGGAGAACGGCUUUGCACCGACGGACCACUUGACAUUAAUGGAUGUUGGGAUACCUGAGCCAAUGAAUGGAUUCUUGAUGGAGGGCAGACCGCAGUCCCACAAGACCCCCCACUUUAGUAUCUCACAGCGGAACAGAAUCGAACCAAUGACCCCGGAUGGCAUGGCAUAUAGCGCCUUUCUCAAGUGAACUCUCUUUACAAGUGCAUUUGUGUUUUUUAACACUGCAGAACAGGCUGUCAGUAACAUGAUGCCGUAUCUUGGGGGGGGUCCUCAGGUUCAGUCAUGGGGGCCGUCAUGUGGCUGCAGGCUUUUGUUCCAACCAGUACCCCAGUCCGUGUGUCAUGGUGACUUUUGAUUAAUCUCGUUGGUCACUUGGCUGUUUUGUCCCCCACAUAUUUUGCAUUUAGAAAACUAUUUAUGAGAAAUAUUUGUAUUUUUUCACCAUAUCUUUAAAUGUUUCAUUUAAUUCUCGUAUGUGUGUUACCUGCUCCCUUCAUUUUAUUCCAAUAGUGACAAUUAGUGACAAGCAGAGCAGACAGCAUGGACAAAUGACACUGAAUGUAAAUAAUCAACAUAGGCCUUGGUGUUAACGUUUGCAGUGCACCAUCUAUGUAAUCCAUGCAGCAGUAAAAUGCAUUGUUCCAACAGAUGGUGCAUCACAAAAAUUUGUCAUAAUAAAAAGUGUUGCUGUUUAUGUGUUGCGCCACCUGUUGGAAUAACAAAUGCAAUGCAUAUGUCUCUGUGAUAUGCCAUUUGGUGUGGGAUUUGUAAAAAAACAGCUUGUUGGAAUGACAAAUGCAAUGCAUUUUAUAACUUCAAAUGUUUGUAAUGCACCAUGUGUUGGAAUAACAAAGCCAUAGCAACCGGAUGGACACACAGAUGGACAGUUGUCCUUUCAUUAAGAUGGAUGUCUGUGAUGCACCCUUUGUUGGAAUGGCAGAGACAUAGUAACUGGAUGGACACGCAGACAUUUGUCCUUUUAUUAAGGUGGAUAUCUGUGAGGCACCAUUUGUUGGAAUGGCAGAGACAUACUGUAGUUUCCAGAUGGACACACAGACAUUUGUCCUUUUAUUAAGGUGGUUAUCUGUGAUGCACCAUUCGUUGGAAUGGCAGAGACAUACUGUAGUUUCCGGACGGACACAUAGACACUUGUCCUUUUAUUAAGGUGGAUAUCGGCGAUGCACCAUUCGUUGGAAUGGCAGAGACAUACUGUAGUUUCCAGAUGGACACACAGACACUUGUCCUUUUAUUAAGGUAGAUGCCCUUCACUUUAGAAUGCAAUUUCUUGUGGUAUAUUCACAGGCAAUACAAUUGAAGAAAUAACUUAGACUUGAAAAACACCAAACUUUUUCUUUAACUUAGUAAGAAGUCCAAUUAGAAGAGGAAGUUGGAUGAGACAAAAACCUGCAGCCACAGUGGGGGUCUCCUAGGACUGAACUUGCGAACCCCCGCUGCAUUGCACUCCAGGCUUAAAAACGAAAGUAAAGUGAAGUGGACGCAGUCCGUGCCGACGCAAUUUCUAACUCUUCAAGUGCAGUUUAACAACAGGUGGGCUACGUGACUUACUCGGGGUCACACAGAAUUCAACCAGCAACGAAUGCCUUAGCCACUAAGCCAUAUUGAGAACUUCAAGCCGGUUUAAAAUCCUUGGAUAUUAUGAAGGCCCCCCCCCAUCAUGAUUUAGGUGCCUGUCCCCCCCCUCACAAGUGGACCUCGGGUUUUCAUUCUCGUAGAAUGUUCUAGAGCUCCAAACUAUUGAAUCCAGUGUUCCAUCCUUUUUUCAGGAGAACCUGAAGGUCGACUUGGCCUUGUCAGACCCCACUUUUGAGGUGUGCUCGGCCAUCUUGUCUGCGUUUAAAACGUGAAGAAGAACAUGACAGGGCGAGGACUGAAAACGAAAAGUUAAUGGAGAAGAAGAAAUGGCGGAGUCCGAGAGCCUGUUUGUAUUAGGAAUGAAAGAAA
This is a messenger RNA of Erpetoichthys calabaricus (reedfish), 3796 nucleotides long. It is a transcript of the gene mrasa, whose product is annotated as muscle RAS oncogene homolog a. The transcript has 6 exons. Gene Ontology annotation, molecular function: GTP binding; GDP binding; GTPase activity. Gene Ontology annotation, cellular component: plasma membrane. The record is from RefSeq and is a predicted model, not a curated record. The coding region runs from base 358 to 984 and encodes 208 amino acids. Gene Ontology annotation, biological process: signal transduction. NCBI's taxonomy places the organism in Eukaryota, Metazoa, Chordata, Cladistia, Polypteriformes, Polypteridae.